AUGACAGGCUACGGUUUUGACAUCAUCAAACACCAUAGUCCUCACGACCUCCAAAACCAGCAUCAUCAUCUCCAGCACCACAACACAGCCCUCAUCUCCAUCUCCAAUACUGCCACAGCCCUAACCAUCUCCAACACCCUCACCAUCUCCAACACUACCCCAGCCUUCACCAUCUCCAACACUACCACAGCCUUCACCAUCUCCCUCACCAUCUCCAACACUGUGCCACCAGGCAUCACAUUCUCCACGUGCCACAGCCCUCACCAUCUCCAACACUACCACAGCCCUCACAUCUCCUACUCAUACACAGCCCUCACCAUCCUCCAACACUACCACCAGCCUCACAUCUCAACACUACCACAGCCCUCUCCAUCUCCAACACUACCACAGCCCUCACCUUCUCCAACACUUACCCACAGCGCACAUCUUCACUACAUACCACAGCCUCACAUCUCAACACUACCAAAGCCUCACCAUCCAACCACUACCCACAGCCUCACAUAUCCAACAGUACCACAGCCCUCACCAUCUCCAUCAGUGCCAAAGCCCUCACCAUUUCCAACAGUUGCCACAGCCCCUCACCAUCUCCAACACUACACAGCCUUCUCCAUCUCCAAACACACCCUGGCCCUCACCAUCGGAACACUAUCACAGCCCAUCGACAUCUCCAUCCGUGCCACAGCCCUCAUCACUCCAACAGUGUCACAGCCCUCACCAUCUCCAACAGUGCCACAAGCCUACCAUUCUCCAACACCCCUCACAUCUCCAACAACUACCACAGCCCUCACCAAUCUCACAACACUACCAUCAGCCCUCACCAUCUCCAACAACCACAGCCGCGCCAUCUCCAAACAGUGGCCACAGCCUCACCAUCAUCCAACAGUGACAAGCCCUCCACCAUCUCCUAAACAUACCACAGCCCUCACCAUCUCCAAACAACUACCACAGCCCUCACCUUCUGGAAACACUUUCACAGCCCCGACAUCUCAACGUGCCACAGCCCUCACCAUCUCCAACAGUGCCACAGCCCUCAACCAUCUCCAACCACUCACCACAGCCCUCACCAUCUCCAACACUACCACAGCCCGUCAUCCAUCUGCUAACACGCUAUCCACAGCCGCUCGACAUCCUCCAACAGUGCCACGAGCCCUCACCAUCUCCAACAGUGCCCACAGGCCGUCACCAUCCUCCAACACUACCACACCCUCACCAUCUUCCAACACUAUCACAGCCCUCACCAUCUCCAACAGUGCCACAGCCCACACCAUCUCCAACAGCCUCACCAUCUCCAACACUACCAUAGGCCUCGGCAUUCCUUAUACCACAGUCUUAACAACCCAUAGCGCUUAA
Messenger RNA from Penaeus chinensis, 1350 nucleotides. RefSeq names its product flocculation protein FLO11-like. Bases 1 to 1350 code for a protein of 449 amino acids. NCBI's taxonomy places the organism in Eukaryota, Metazoa, Arthropoda, Malacostraca, Decapoda, Penaeidae. The record is from RefSeq and is a predicted model, not a curated record. The transcript has 7 exons.